GGGGGAGACAAAUAAAACCACGGGAGGCAGCGGGAGGUGGCAAGACGCGAACUUGAGUCUGGAGCCACUGCGCCUCAGACCCACUGCCCAGCUCCUUCAACGCGCAGUAACCCCAGACCCCAGCCCCGGCCGGAGCACACGAGCCCGCCCGCGCACCUGUUGUCCCCGCCGGACGCGCAGCGCACGGUUUUCUCGCCCGAGUCUGCUCCGAGCAGCCGUCACCCCUCAGGCCAGCACCAGCCCCUUGCAGGCCGGUGGGAGUCAAGAUGAAGGCGGCCCGCUUCGUGCUGCGCAGCGCCGGCUCGCUCAGCGGCGCGGGCCUGGUGCCCCGGGAGGUGGAGCACUUCUCGCGCUACAGCCCGUCCCCGCUGUCCAUGAAGCAGCUGCUGGACUUCGGUUCAGAAAAUGCAUGUGAAAGAACUUCUUUUGCAUUUUUACGACAAGAAUUGCCUGUAAGGCUGGCCAAUAUCCUGAAGGAAAUUGAUAUUCUCCCUGAUGGAUUAGUAAAUACCUCUUCUGUGCAGUUGGUUAAAAGCUGGUAUAUCCAGAGCCUGAUGGAUCUGGUGGAAUUUCAUGAGAAAAGCCCAGAAGACCAGAAAGCUUUAUCAGACUUUGUAGAUACACUCAUCAAAGUUCGAAAUAGACACCAUAAUGUUGUCCCAACAAUGGCACAAGGAAUCAUAGAGUAUAAGGAUGGCUAUACAGUUGACCCAGUUACCAAUCAAAAUCUUCAGUAUUUUUUGGAUCGAUUUUACAUGAACCGUAUUUCCACUCGGAUGCUGAUGAACCAGCACAUUCUUAUAUUUAGUGACUCACAGACAGGAAAUCCAAGCCACAUUGGAAGCAUUGAUCCAAAUUGUGAUGUGGCAGCGGUGGUCCAAGAUGCCUUUGAGUGUUCAAAGAUGCUCUGUGAUCAGUAUUAUUUAACAUCUCCAGAACUAAAGCUCACACAAGUGAAUGGAAAAUUCCCGGGCCAACCAAUUCACAUCGUAUAUGUCCCUUCUCACCUUCAUCAUAUGCUCUUUGAACUAUUCAAGAACGCAAUGAGGGCAACAGUGGAACACCAGGAAAAUUGGCCUUCCCUUACACCUAUUGAGGUGAUUGUUGUCUUGGGAAAAGAAGACCUUACAAUUAAGAUUUCAGACAGAGGAGGUGGUGUUCCCCUGAGAAUUAUUGACCGCCUCUUCAGUUACACAUACUCCACCGCCCCAACACCUGUCAUGGACAAUUCCCGGAAUGCUCCUUUGGCUGGUUUUGGUUACGGCUUGCCAAUUUCUCGUCUCUAUGCCAAGUACUUUCAAGGAGAUCUGAAUCUCUACUCUUUAUCAGGAUAUGGAACAGAUGCUAUCAUCUACUUAAAGGCCUUAUCUUCUGAGUCUAUAGAAAAACUUCCAGUUUUUAACAAGUCAGCCUUCAAACAUUAUCAGAUGAGCUCUGAGGCUGAUGACUGGUGUAUUCCAAGCAAGGAACCAAAGAACCUGGCAAAGGAAAAAAUGGCCAUGUGAAGAGGAACGCUCAGGACACUUUAAGGGAUCAAAGUGGGUCUGCACGAAUGCUACUUCCUGAAUGUUUGUGUGUGAACCCUUAUUUCCUCAAAAACAAAUGACAGCGCCAAAAACUCCUUGGUCAGAACACUGAAACAAUGAGGAAUGGAGCUCCUUUCUGUGGCCCAAGAGAACGUAGCACAGGACUACAGGCAUGAAGAGAUGACCAGCGCCUUAUUUUUUUUAAUGUAGAGUAGCUCAUCAGUGCCUAUCAAAUCCUGAAGAAAUAAGUUUCAGUUUUCCAUCUUUUUUAACAACAAGAAUGGGAAAAGGAGUAAGUGUGAAGACAUAGGUUAGCAAUUUCAACAGACUGAUGACAUCAAAAGAUAUUGAUCUUUAUUGAUUAUCAAAGUGUCAAUACACCAGCAUUUUCCUGCCAUGCAAAGAACUGGUACUUAAUUUACACUAUGUGAUGAGACAUAUAGGUAAAUGUAUAUUUCACAUGUAUUUAUGUGCUCUAGGAAGGAAAGGCUGAUGACUAAAAUAAUGUUCACUUGAAAUGAAAAGCAAUGGGUCAAAACGUCUUAUUCAAAGUUGCAGCCAAGGCAUUGGGCCUAUGGAAAAACUCGGAAGAAAGCCUCUUCUGAUAAAUACAGUUCCUUCCUUGUGCUGCUUUUAUUGUUCACACUUUUAGGCAAUAAGUGAACACGAUUGCCAGGUGCCUAAUGCGGGUAAUUGUUAAAUGUGCACUGAAGUUGGGAUGUUGGGGGUUGGAGAGAGAGAAGAAUUGUCAAAGUGACAGCAAAAAUAUCUCUUACCUUGAUUUCUUUAUAAAUGAAACAGUAGAUUGGAAAAACCAAUAUUAGGGAAAGAAAUCAUGUGUUCAGAACCUAACUCAGUAGGAAAGGCUAGUCUCUAAAGUGGUGGUAAUCCAAAAGCAUCCAUUUUCUAGGCUUAAAGAAGAUGUGUUUUUGAUAUAUUUAAUUAUAUUCUUUACACUCCGGGAUUAACAUGCCUGUAAAAAAUUUUCUAAUGAUCAAAUGGCUCAAGAAUGUUAGACUUGAUAUACUUCUUUCAGCAUUGUUUACAUUGCCUGGAAGUAAGAGGCUUUCGUGCCAGCAUGCUCUCGUUUGUGAGUCUCUGGGGCUGAGAGCAGUGUGUGUGGCACUUUGGGAAAGUUAAGGUAUAAUGUGCAGGUCGACGGGCCAGUCAUGCAGAUUACCCUUAGAGAAGGAAUGAAAGAAUGAAGGAAAGAAA
Molecule: messenger RNA, 2741 nt
Organism: Nycticebus coucang (slow loris)
Lineage: Eukaryota; Metazoa; Chordata; Mammalia; Primates; Lorisidae
Gene: PDK4
Product: pyruvate dehydrogenase kinase 4
Exons: 11
Coding region: 267-1505 (412 amino acids)
Biological process (GO): regulation of glucose metabolic process; protein phosphorylation
Cellular component (GO): mitochondrion
Molecular function (GO): pyruvate dehydrogenase (acetyl-transferring) kinase activity
Source: RefSeq, a predicted model, not a curated record